AUGUCCAACAGUCCGUCAGCCGAGGCCAAUGGGCAUAAGGUGGAUGACAGCAUAAAAGAGAUCAUCAGAGCCGCGACCGACCAUGACAUACAAUCACUGGAGAAGUGUAUUGAUCAGUACUCCUUCCCCGAGUGCAAAGCUGUCGAUGUCCAAGACCAAGAAACAGGCCUCACACCUAUACACGCCGCCAUUGCAUCCACUAAGUCCCAACUGCAUGGCGACUUUGGUGCAAACCAGCCCAGUGAAGAAAGCGGCAUUCAGGUUGUCAGAUUCCUGCUCGAAAAUGGCGCCAUUUGGAAUCAGCUGGACCUAAACAACGAGACGCCAGGCUGUAUAGCGUAUCGGUUGGGCUUGCACCAGCUCUACCAGACGAUGGUAGACGCAGGUGUGCGUGCGGAGAUGAUCCUCAACAGACUGGAAGAAUAUGAGGAGCUGGAAGACGAGGACGAAGACGGCGACGGCGGUGGAGACGACCUCGAUGACGGAGAUUUACGCCAAAUCGAGGCAGAGGCACCGCAGCCCAGCACUAGUCAAGACGAUGUCACCAGUGCCGGGUACCUCUCAUCCACGCUAUCCCUCAACAACGGCAGACUCCUGGACGCGGAGAGAAACGCAAUCAUGAUGGAGUGGGAAAGAGAUAUUAUGCAGCAAUCAGCGGAUGCCAUUCUGCCACGUCCAGGCCUCAAGGUAUUAAACAUUGGCUUUGGCAUGGGCAUUUUUGACACGCACAUCCAAGACCACGUCAACAGCCCUGCGAGCCAUCACAUCAUCGAAGCACACCCCGAUGUCAUCAAUGAGAUGCGCCGCAAAGGAUGGAUGGAGCGACCUAAUGUGGUCGUUCACAGCGGCAAAUGGCAGAACAUACUUCCUCAGCUCGCUGCCGAAGACGAAGUUUUCGAUGCCAUUUACUUCGAUACUUUUGCCGAGCCCUACAGCGCCUUCCGUGACUUCUUGUCCGAGCACGUCAUCAGCGUGCUGACCCAGGACGGGCGGUGGUCGUUCUUCAACGGCAUGGGCGCUGACAGACAGAUUAGCUACGACGUCUACCAGAAGGUCGUCGAAUUUGACUUGUUCGAAUCUGGCUAUGACGUGACCUGGACCGACGUGCAACUUCCCAACCUUGAUCAGGAGUGGGAAGGAGUGCGGCGGAGGUACUGGAAGGUCGACCUGUAUCGCCUGCCUGUCUGCAGGUUUUUGGACUGA
Molecule: messenger RNA, 1203 nt
Organism: Cladophialophora yegresii CBS 114405
Lineage: Eukaryota; Fungi; Ascomycota; Eurotiomycetes; Chaetothyriales; Herpotrichiellaceae
Exons: 1
Coding region: 1-1203 (400 amino acids)
Biological process (GO): peptidyl-arginine methylation
Cellular component (GO): nucleus; cytoplasm
Molecular function (GO): protein arginine N5-methyltransferase activity
Source: RefSeq, a predicted model, not a curated record